GAAUAGUGUCCCCCCUCCUAUGCCUUCCCCCAUCUAAAAGAAGGUUGCCCUAAUUCUAGCCCCUAGUUUUUCCCCUCCCCAGCAGCCGCCGCGCGCUGCUCCCUCCGGCCACUGCCUCCCUCCAUUGCCGCCGCCGCUCCCCUCCGCCGUGCUCGACGGCGGUUGGCGGCCCCUACUGUCCCUUCCCUCCCCCGGCCUCCCCUUAACCGUCGGGCGCCGGCAUCAUCGCUGUGGCCACCCGCACUGAGCAGCGCGUGCCGGCUAGGCUUUCACGGUUCACCCCUCAUCAUCUCAGUUUCUCUCCCCCGUUCCCUUCUCUCUCAGUCUCUCUUGGUCUUCCUUUCCUGGUGGCGACGACUGGUCGAGCGGCGGCGCUACUCGGUCUUCGCCGGGCCCUUUGCUGGCGACGAACACCCACCAGGAAAAUGUCGUCUAAUCCUGAUGGAGGCAAGAGCUUUGCUCGCAGAGACUUCUUGAUCACAAUUCAAUCAGAGGCUCAAAAGCUCUGGGAUGAGAACCGGGUUUUUGAGGCUGAACCAGGCAAUAGUCGUCCGGGACCUGGUGAAAAAUUCUUUGGCAACUUUCCGUAUCCUUACAUGAACGGAUUGUUACAUUUGGGCCAUGCCUUCUCACUGUCCAAGCUUGAGUUCGGUGCUGCGUACCACAGACUGCGGGGUUCCAACGUCCUUUUGCCGUUUGCUUUCCAUUGUACUGGAAUGCCUAUCAAGGCCUCAGCAGAUAAGCUUGCAAGGGAGAUUCAGCAAUAUGGUAAUCCUCCAGUGUUUCCUGCUGUAGAGGAUGAAGUCAGCUCGGAAGUAGCAGAUAGCCAGGCUGACCAGGCUGUUGCCCCAGAUAAAUUUAAGAGCAAGAAAUCUAAGGCUGCUGCAAAGACUGGUGUGCAGAAGUUCCAAUGGGAGAUCAUGAGGGGCUUUGGCCUGUCAGAUAAAGAAAUUGCUAAAUUCCAGGAUCCAUAUCACUGGUUGACAUACUUCCCUCCAUUGGCGAAGGAGGACCUUAAGGCUUUUGGCCUGGGAUGUGAUUGGAGGCGGUCAUUCAUAACGACUGAUAUGAACCCGUUCUAUGAUGCUUUUGUCCGGUGGCAGAUGAGAAAGCUGAAGAAAAUGGGCAAGGUUGUUAAAGAUAUGAGGUAUACAAUCUACUCUCCAUUGGAUGGCCAACCUUGUGCUGAUCAUGAUCGAGCAACAGGUGAAGGUGUGCUGCCACAGGAAUAUGUGUUGAUCAAAAUGGAGGUGAUCCCACCUUUCCCUCCCCAGUUGAAGGCCUUAGAGGGGAAGAAAGUUUACUUAGCUGCAGCUACACUGAGACCUGAGACUAUGUAUGGGCAGACAAAUUGUUGGGUACUACCUGAUGGAAAGUAUGGGGCCUUUGAGAUCAAUGAUACUGAUGUCUUCAUUCUGACUGCAAGGUCUGCACUUAAUCUCGCAUAUCAAAAUCUAUCAAGGAUCCCACAGAAGCCAACAUGCUUGGCUGAAAUAUCUGGAAAUGAUCUGAUUGGUUUGCCACUGAAGUCUCCUCUUGCCUUCAAUGAAAUCAUAUAUGCGCUACCUAUGAUGACCAUCCUAACAGAUAAAGGGACUGGUAUUGUGACCAGUGUUCCAAGUGAUUCGCCAGAUGAUUUCAUGGCGCUGCAAGAUUUAGUCACAAAACCAGCUCUGAGAGGGAAGUUUGCUGUGAAAGAUGAGUGGGUUCUUCCAUUCAAAGUUGUUCCAAUAAUCAAUAUCCCUGAAUUUGGAGACAAGUCAGCUGAGAAGGUGUGCUUAGAUCUUAAGAUUAAGAGCCAGAAUGACAAGGAGAAGCUUGCCGAAGCAAAGCGGAUGACAUAUUUGAAAGGAUUCACUGAUGGAACUAUGAUUGUAGGAGAGUUCAAGGGCAGAAAAGUUCAAGAUGUGAAACCAUUGAUAAAGAACAAGCUCCUGGAAGAAGGCACUGCAGUGUUGUACAGCGAGCCUGAGAAGAAGGUAAUGUCAAGAUCUGGUGACGAGUGUGUUGUUGCUCUCACAGACCAGUGGUAUAUAACAUAUGGUGAGGCUGAAUGGAAGCAGAUGGCAGAGAAAUGUUUAGAAAAUAUGAAUACAUUCUCAGCUGAGGCUCGCAAUGGUUUUGAGCACACUUUGGGCUGGCUGAACCAGUGGGCCUGUUCACGUUCUUUUGGUCUAGGGACUCGUAUUCCAUGGGAUGAGCAGUUCCUUGUGGAAUCUCUUUCAGAUUCGACCCUAUAUAUGGCCUAUUACACCAUCGCACAUCUUCUGCAAAAUGGCAAUAUGUAUGGCAAAGAGAUAUCUGCUAUCAGGCCAGAACAAAUGACAGAUGAUGUCUGGGAGUAUGUGUUCUGCAAUGGUCCAGCACCAAAAAGUGACAUCCCUCCUACCCUUUUGAGAAAAAUGAAGCAGGAAUUUGAGUACUGGUAUCCCUUUGAUAUCCGGGUUUCUGGUAAGGAUCUUAUCCAGAACCACCUGACGUUCUGCAUUUACAACCAUACAGCAAUUCUACCGGAACACCAUUGGCCCCGUGGCUUCCGUUGCAAUGGGCAUCUUAUGCUCAACUCUGAGAAGAUGUCCAAGUCGACAGGGAAUUUCCGUACUCUCAAGCAGGCCAUUGAAGAAUUCUCACCGGAUGCCACUAGGUUUGCGCUUGCUGAUGCUGGUGAUGGUAUGGAUGAUGCAAACUUUGUCUUUGAAACCGCAAAUGCUGCUAUCAUGAGGCUUACAAAGGAAAUUGCAUGGAUGGAAGAGGUGGUAGCUGCUGAAUCUUCUCUGCGAGCUGGGCCUCCAUCUAGUUAUGCUGACCGCGUUUUUGCCAACGAGAUAAACAUUGCAGUCAAGGAAACUGAGAAGAGCUACAAUGCCUUCAUGUUCCGAGAUGCACUGAAGUCUGGAUUCUAUGACCUGCAGCUGGCUAGAGAUGAAUACAGACUCUCCUGUGGAGCGGCAGGCAUGAACCGUGAUUUACUUUGGCAAUUUAUGGAUGUCCAGACGAGGCUUAUCACCCCCAUCUGUCCACAUUACGCAGAGCAUGUGUGGCAAAAGAUCCUGAGGAAAGAAGGCUUUGCAAUUAAAGCUGGGUGGCCAGUGGCAGACACCCCAGACCCUACUCUAAGAAUUGCAAACAAGUACCUGCAAGAUUCUAUAGUUUUAAUGAGGAAGCUGCUUCAGAAGCAAGAAUCUGGUUCCAAGAAACCCAAGAAGGGAGCUCAACCUGCUCCUCCGACAGAGAACAAGAUGAGCAUUGGUCUUAUAUAUGUGAACGAGCACUUCUAUGGCUGGAAAGAGCAAUGCUUGAAGGUGCUCCAGUCUAAAUUCGACAGUCAAGCACAUUCCUUUGCACCAGACCAGGAGAUUAUAGAAGCUCUGAAGAACUGUUCCAUUGGUCAGGAAGCAAACUUCAAACAAGUUCAGAAGCUGUGCAUGCCUUUCAUCAGGUUCAAGAAAGACGAGGCUAAGGAGGUUGGACCUCAGGCUUUGGAGUUGAAGCUUCCUUUUGGUGAAACAGAUGUUCUACAGGAGAACCUGGAGCUGAUCAGAAGGCAAUUGGGCCUUGAGCAUGUAGAGGUGUUGUCAGCAUCUGAUGAAGCUGCCCGUUCUAAAGCUGGCAAGUAUGCGUCUCUACUAAACCAGAACCCGCCGUCUCCUGGCGAGCCAGUUGCAAUCUUCAUGAGCAAGCAGGAAUUUGAAGCCCAAAAUUAAGUUGAUCAGAGGUAGCUUUUGACUGAAGAAACAAGUUCCAGGCGCCGUCGCCGAGGGUCUUGGCCACGUCCAGGCGGUGCAGCUUCAAGGGGUCGUGCCAAUCACGUCCAGGGGCAGCGCCGCCAGUCAGGGCAGCGGCACUAAACAUCUAGGGCAUCAAGAGCUGAUUGAUCAUGGUGGAAUCGGAAGAGAAUAAGGGAAUUGAAUGACGUGGAUCUAGUUUUGAAUAUAGCCAUCACAUUUUACCUAGUCUCUUGGACUAUCUUAUAGAAUUAGGUGCUUUUCUAUUUUUACAAAAGGCCUACAAUCUUCAAAUUUAGCUAACAAAAUACAUGAGCUCUUGGAGAUGCUCUUACAGCAGUGGAUGAAGCUUAUUUUUAUGUAUAACACCAAUUUUGUUUGA
Messenger RNA from Panicum virgatum (switchgrass), 4107 nucleotides. Its product is annotated as leucine--tRNA ligase, cytoplasmic-like. Bases 426 to 3704 code for a protein of 1092 amino acids. Gene Ontology annotation, molecular function: ATP binding; aminoacyl-tRNA deacylase activity; leucine-tRNA ligase activity. The transcript is spliced from 3 exons. Lineage: Eukaryota; Viridiplantae; Streptophyta; Magnoliopsida; Poales; Poaceae. The record is from RefSeq and is a predicted model, not a curated record. Gene Ontology annotation, biological process: leucyl-tRNA aminoacylation.